GCUAUUCAAUGAUCCCUGCGAUAUUUCUGAGAUUUCAACAGUAGAUCUUCGAUAUACGCUUUGGAAAAUUUCUAGUGAAUCUGUAAUUCCGUCGAAGGUACAGCCAUGAGUGAGGAGAAGAAGGAUUUCGCCGGUCACCAACAUGAGCAGUCACCGCCUCAGUACGGAACGUUCCAGGGUGUGAUGAACUAUCCUAAUCCGACAGUGGUUGGAUUGCCUCACCCGGUUCCGCCGCCAGGUAUGCCUGGAGGAACACCUCUACCACCGUCGGAGCAUUAUGCUCGUGGCUAUCAAGCUGUCCCAGGUUAUGUUGUUGCAGAAGGAAGGCCUGUAAGGGGGCACCGUCUACCUUGCUGUGGUAUUGGCAUUGGCUGGUUCUUGUUUAUUAUCGGUUUCUUCCUCGCUGGAGUCCCAUGGUAUGUUGGGGUGCUGCUUCUACUUUGUUCAAGAAUGGAUUCUCGUGAAAAGCCUGGAUAUACAGCUUGUGCAAUUGCUGCUGUUCUGGAGGCAAUUGCACUUAUUUUUGGGCUUACUCGGAUCGAUUGAAGCCUUCCUUCGCCAUCAUUGAUUUACAGUUACAUGAUCGAUGGAUCGAUCAGUUGGUAAGUGCUGUGCAAAGCUAUCUUAAAUGUCAGGUUGGUGUAUUUCUAAAUAAAUGAGAUAUAAUACUUAUUUCUUUGUUAUUGUGCUUGUGUAGCAAUUUGGUAUCUCUAUGUAUCGAAGGCAGGUUGUGUGGUGUUACAUGUAAAUAGUGUUUCAUUUCUACGAAAUAUGGAGUUGGAAAUUUUAAUUGUGGGAUAGUUGUGGCUUGUGUUCAUAUAUGUUUUUAUGGAUUUUGGAAUUUA
Messenger RNA from Andrographis paniculata, 845 nucleotides. Its product is annotated as 60S ribosomal protein L18a-like protein. Lineage: Eukaryota; Viridiplantae; Streptophyta; Magnoliopsida; Lamiales; Acanthaceae. Bases 106 to 546 code for a protein of 146 amino acids. The transcript is spliced from 4 exons. The record is from RefSeq and is a predicted model, not a curated record.